AUGGGUGACACUUUCCUGUCUCAGCCCGAGUUCUUCGAGGUGGAGCUUGGAGAGUCGCUUCUGUCGAGAACAGAGACGCUCGCUUCAUUUCGAGAGCUAGGACCACCCGAUCUGGUCCACGUUAUCAAAUUUACAGGCACAAGCGCCCGAUCGCGCGACAUUGGCUCGUAUCACUAUGUGUCUGGUGUCGAUGCGUCCUCAUCGGCGGCUCUGGCUGCCUACAUCAACAGCCUCACGUAUGAGCUAGACCAGAAUCCAGGCUUUUUCUCGAGCAAAGCCGCGUACAAGCUCAAGAGCGGUGCAUACUGUUGCUUCAACGCGUUUUCGCGUGUUGACGUGCGCGUGGAGGUGCGCAUUCCAGGAAGCGUCGAUGCGUACGUCGUCGAUCUGCGCGGAGAGCGACACGAAACCACGCCCGAAAUCUGGCAAGAGGUCUACUUGUCCGCCCUCCUCCGCUCGAUCCUUUAUGCGGAUGAUGCCAAUUACCGUCUGGCUGGCUAUCGCAAGCUCGACCCCAUCUCGAGUCCCGAUGCCGAGCAUCGCUUCUUGCAAGCAGCAGAAAACCUUUUCUUCAAGGGUUGGCAACUAGGCUCUGAUCCGGAAGUGCAGGUUGCUACCGUGGUUUCAAAUCAUCUCACUGCUGGUAUCCUCAAGUAUUUCGGCGAAGCGUCUAGGUACGAACAGGCGGUCAACCUCUUUGAAAAGCUCUGGGCGAGAGAACCAGAAGUCGCAGCGCUCGUCGCACAAUCGUACAUCGGUAUGAACGAAGAAAUCAAGGCGGUCCAAGUCAUGCACAGCGCCAUCAGGGAGACGCCACAGUCGUAUGCGUUGCUGCACGCCCAAGUCGACUUUUUGCGUUCCAAGGGCAAAUACGAGUGGGCGCUCAAAGUGGCUAAGCAAGCGGUCAACUGCGCACCAUCGGAAUUUGUGACGUGGGCCAAGUUGACGGAAUGCUACAUUGAUUUGGAGCAGUGGGAGUCGGCGUUGUACACGCUCAAUUCGUGCCCCAUGUUUACCUACAACGAACGCGAUCUGCACCGAAUGCCUACGCCAGCACGAAGCCACUUGCCCAUCAAGACGUUUAUCGCUGAGAGCGGCUUGGUGGAUGAAGAGAGUGCGCGCGACAACGAGGCGGAUGUGGCGUUGCUGCGUCUGCCUGCGCCGGCGCUGCGCGGAACUUUUGCCAAAGCGUAUGCACUGCUGGGACGUCUUGUCAACUCGAUCGGUUGGGACGAGCUGUUGCGGUACCGUUCCAACGUGUUUGUCAUGGAGGAAGAGUACCGUGCGCAGAAGGCGGCUGCGACACAGGCAGAGCAAGCAGAGGAAGACGCUUCGAUCCGUGGGGUUGCGCCUAGCGAUUCGCCUGCGAUUGCGUCUUCGACUCCACCGCAAGCGUCCAACGCUGCAGCUGGCACCGAGGGAGUUGAGACCGAGGCAAACGACUCGUCAGAGCAGAGCGACGAUGAACAGGACAGCAGCGAGAUUCGACCAUCGAACCAGGCGCUAACGUCGCAGCUGGGCAUCCAGUCGACGGCCAACGCUUCAUCGCAAUCGAUUCCGAUGAUCAAGAUCUCGACGGAAUCCGACCACGAACGCGAAAAGCAAGAACUGGAAGACUACAUGAAGACGAUGAACGUAUCCGCGUCGGAUCAGCCAGACGACGAGGAUGCUUCGGCGCAUGCUUCGAUCCAGGUGGAGCCACCGCCGCUGGAGAAGCCGGCGCAAGCGUCAGCGGGACACGAGCGAAGCGAGUCGACAUCCACGGCUGUGGCUGCGACUAUGGCGGGCGAUCUGUCGGCAGCUUUGCACGCCAACGCCAACGCCAACGGCAAAGCGGGACCGAUUGUGAACGGCGAACACGAUGCAUCGAUCGCCAUGGCGGAAGCGCGGCAAAAGGAGAAGAACACGGGCUUUUCGUUCCGGGACAAACGACUUUGCGAACGGUGGUUGGACAACCUGUUCAUGGUUCUGUACGAAGAUCUGCGCGUCUACACAAUCUGGCGAGCCGAGAUCGCACAUUUCCGGAGUCAAAACUUGGCGUACCGUAAGACGGGCACGGAAUGGGAGAUCCUCGGCGAGCUCGCGUUACGGCUGUUGCACAAAGAGGAAGCGCGCGAUGCAUUCCAACGAUGCGUCGACGUCAAGUUUAGCGCCAAAGCGUAUCUGCGGCUGUUGGAGAUCUACACGGAAGCGAGGGACGUUCAGCGCAGCCUGUGGACCGCGAUUCGGUUGACCGCGUACCACCACCGGUGGUACAUGGAGGGCAGUUUCCCUGGCGCUGUGGCGACGAGCCUGUUCAAGUUGAUCAAGACCGAGGGCUUGGCCAAAGUGAGCUACACGUUGGUAUCCAUGAGUCCGCCGCCGGCGAUAUUAAGGUUGAUGCAGAACUACUUUGCUUAUGCUACGGCGUUCAAGGUGCCCGGGUACGAUUUCUAG
Molecule: messenger RNA, 2436 nt
Organism: Mycosarcoma maydis (corn smut)
Lineage: Eukaryota; Fungi; Basidiomycota; Ustilaginomycetes; Ustilaginales
Exons: 1
Coding region: 1-2436 (811 amino acids)
Biological process (GO): Golgi to plasma membrane transport
Cellular component (GO): exomer complex
Molecular function (GO): protein binding
Source: RefSeq, a predicted model, not a curated record